Messenger RNA from Theobroma cacao (cacao), 1562 nucleotides. The record is from RefSeq and is a predicted model, not a curated record. NCBI's taxonomy places the organism in Eukaryota, Viridiplantae, Streptophyta, Magnoliopsida, Malvales, Malvaceae.
UUUUCUUCUUCAUUUUAACUUUAAAAAGGGAAAAUUACAUGGGAAACCUGAGAUACAGAACUCAUGAUCUGCAUGAAUGACAAUUGUAGCAAAAGCAGGCCUGUCCCUGUCUUAACUUUCCAAACAACCCAUUAAUUUUAAGCCGUUGGUUCUGCAUGCGAAUCAUCAACAGACAAAUUCCAUGUUCGAUUCUGCAUUUUUCAUUUUCCAAUGAGCUAGUAAGUGGUAGCAAAAUCAUCAACAGACAAACAGUGCAUGUUACUGUUACAACUCUGCCUUUGAUUCUCCAGAAAUCCUAACAGAUUAAUGUAAACACCGCCCUAUGUUAGGGAGCAUUAUGACAAUUUACACAUUUUACCUAUCUGUAAUCCAUUCUCAUUUCACUCUAUAUAUAGAAAAUCUUCAUUCAUUAACUGUCCAAGUCGAAGCUCUUUCAAUAACACACCAGUCAAGGUUUUACACUUUCACUGACCAAAAACAAAAAAUGAAGAGUGCAAAAGACCCUUUGCCAUUGGCAUUUCUUCCUCUAGUCUUCGCUUUGCUUCUUUGUUUUGCUGUUUGUGUAGCUUCAAGAAAACAUGGUAAUGGGAGAAACCGGGACGAGAAGGCAAUUGAUGGCGGAAAUACAUGGUGCAUUGCCAAGCCAUCCACAGAAAAUUUUAGGCUGAGCAGCAAUAUUGAUUACAGCUGCACACAAAAUGGAGUGAAUUGCAAGCCAAUCCAACCUGGUGGUACCUGCUUCCGCCCAGAUACUAUCAUCUCGCAUGCUUCUUACGCCAUGAAUCUCUUCUACAGGGCUGCAGGGAAGAAUACUUGGAACUGUCAUUUCAAUGGCACUGGCAUCAUCGUUGCAGAAAACCCAUGUAAGUUCUUUUUCCAGAUCCUCUAUGUUUCAAUUCUACUUGGACUUGUAUUUUGCUAGAAGUCGUUGAUGUUUGAGAGAUAUUGACGCUGUUCUUUGUUGUGUCGUUGGCAGCCAUUGGUAGCUGUAACUAUCCGCUCUGAUAAAAAGAAGCCCGGGGCUACCGAGAAGGACAUGCUCAAAAAGUUCGUUUUGUCGUGAGAUUCGAAAUGUGUAGAGCUGCUGUUCAUUGUGUUGUCUGUUUUAAUUGAUUUGGGAGAAAAGUCAGCUUCAAAUUGUUGGUUUUCAUUUCGAUAUAAGAUGCAUACUCCUAAGAGAACUGGUUUCUACAAAUAAUACUUGAGUAAUUAGAAUAAGGUGAAAAUGCAAAGUGGGCCAGGUGCUGCCUGAAACAGAUGUGAUCACCUGACCUAAAUGGAGCCUGGAGUAAAAGAACGGGACCUCCAGCAAGACAAUGUGAAACUCAAAAAGGAGGGAGGACGAGAGAAAUAGAGCAAUAACUUGAUUAUCCCGAAGUGCCACAUUACUAUAUUUCAUUAUCCCACAAGCAAUCAUAAGAGGGGCAGCUUGUGACUUCCAGCGCCAUCAACAUAAGCAAAAAAAUUCACAUACGUUUUUGCGACACCAACACCGAUAAAGGGCACAAAAUCAAAACAACCCAGAUAAAAGAGCAAAUAAAAAAGGAAAAGGAAAAGAAAAA